Cryptotermes secundus is the source of this 1160-nucleotide messenger RNA. RefSeq lists its product as uncharacterized. The transcript has 3 exons. Lineage: Eukaryota; Metazoa; Arthropoda; Insecta; Blattodea; Kalotermitidae. The record is from RefSeq and is a predicted model, not a curated record. Bases 435 to 785 code for a protein of 116 amino acids.
AAGAUAAACCAAGACCUCUGUGAUCAUCCGACAUUAUCGCUUGAAGAUAGACGACCUCCGGAGCAUGGCACGAGUCGGUUCUUCAAGGGCUGCCGAUAAUUGAAGACAUCCACAGCAGGUACCGCUACUGCAGGCUCUGCUGUCCAGGUAAAGCUGAGGUGGAUCCCGCAGCUGUCACGAGAGCCGAACCGAGGAACCCCAGGAGACCGGACCACAACCGUUUCACCAUCAACCGGCACGCGGGAACCCCCUGUCGUCCGACAGCCCGCUGCGCGUCGCAUUUUAAGGUAAGCUACGCUCAGAUUGCAUAAUUUUCACUAGUGGUUGCAUACGCCCAUUGUUUCCUAGAAUAGUGUGAAUAUAGCUUGUGUGUGUGUUUAGAAAGAAAUACAGUGAUCGCGACACGUACUAAGCAGCUACUAUAUCUGAUCAGCAUGAGUCAAUUAGAUUCAGGGGAAAUGGCAGAAAGCAGUGUAGAGCAGUAUUGCAGUAUUUCAGAGGCAAUGAAACUGAUAAGCGUACCUUUCGACGGUGAUCGGAGAAAACUGAAAGAAUUUAUUGAUAACAUGUGGGUGUUAAUCCUGGGGAUAAUUGCUAACGGAGUAGCAGAGGGCGUAGCGCUCGACGUACGCAUUGAACCGGUUCAGAGUUCACCCGGGCUUUACUAUCAGCACGAGGCAGAUGCAAGAUUAUAUAACAGCGAAUGGAAGAUUGUGACUUACUUAAAUCUGAAGCAGGCCAGCGACAAUGUUGAUACUAUUGUAUGGGAUAUGGUGAUAAGAUAAUGAUUAGAUCCCUCACCACGCACUCUGUGAACAGCACAAAGAAGGAUAUUAUUCCACCUUUACAAUUGGAGUUUGACUGUUGUGAGGCACCAUUUAGUAGAAUUAAUCUGAAUGAAUUACAGCUGGAGUCACCAAUAAAGAACAUACUCACUCACAAUGAUGAACUGGAAAUGGCCAGCUAUAAGAUUAAGGAAGUAGAAAGAUUAAUUGCAGAUCAGGAGUGGAAAAUGAAACACUCAAUAACUACAUCACGGUUGUCAAUACUAGCAACUAUUGGUUCUGUUGCAUUAGGGUUACUCAUAAGUGUGCUAUGUUGUUGCUGCUGUUGCAAAUGUUGCAGGAAAUGUUGGCCGAGAUUCCUGAAAUGGUUCACGG